UCUUUUGUCUUCUUCAUACUUGCAUUGCAGAUUAAAACUUUUGGCAGAAUUUUCAUUUUGGAACCAUGGAAACGUCACACGAGCACAACUUUUUCAACCCCACGUCUAAACCAGAAGCAGAAGAUCCAACCCUAAGACUUUCUUCAUCGUCUUCUUCCUCUUCUUGUUCUUCCAUAGAAGCAGAACCAAGACCUGAUCAUAAUCUAAGAAACAAUCAAUCUCCUCCAACGCAAAUCAUGGAGAGAUCUACAAACGACACAACCUCAACACCUACUUACAGAAUCCCAUCACACGUUUUCGAAACAACAACCUCAACAGCUCCCCUUGAAUGGAGCACUCUCUCCAACGAAUCCCUCUUCAGCAUCCGCAUGGGAAACAAUAGCUUCACCGAAAUAGAUUACUUCAAAUCCGGCGAGCUUACGUUUCCUCAGCCUCCUUCUCCGAGAACUCCUCAUAUGCCUUCUCCGCGUCACCACACAAACCAAGCAGGAGUGGCGGAGGAGGCCAAAACUCCGGUGGAUGUAGGCAAGAAAGCAGCUGAGACAGACAAAGCGUACCGGGCAAGUAAAGAUGAAGAACAAAAAGCUGCCGCAAGUAUAAGAGAAGUUAUCAUGGCUAAUGAAGCUUCUAAUAAAGACAACAACAACAACAACAACAAAAACAAUAAGUUAGAUCGGUCUGUUUCUCGACGGUCUGAAGAUUUAAGCGUCAAGUCUUUCGCUUUUCAAAAAUUGGGGAAUGCAGAUAAGGGCGGAUUACAAGGCUCAACGCCACAAAAGAGGAGGACUUCGCAGCCAGAGUCGCCAAAGAGUUCGUCUGAGGCUGAUGAAGGAGAUGAAGCUCAAAAACCUCUUACUCCUAAAGCAGAAGCUGAUCGUGCAUGUAAUCACAACCCUAGAUGGUUAUCUUGCUUCCCUUGCUGCACAACUUUCUGUGUCUAA
Molecule: messenger RNA, 941 nt
Organism: Brassica oleracea var. oleracea
Lineage: Eukaryota; Viridiplantae; Streptophyta; Magnoliopsida; Brassicales; Brassicaceae
Product: cell wall protein IFF7-like
Exons: 2
Coding region: 66-941 (291 amino acids)
Source: RefSeq, a predicted model, not a curated record